GCCAUGGCGUGGCCUGCGCGCGCAGCCGUCUGCCGUUGCCGACCGCGGGUGCACCGACGAUGCGCCCCUCCCCUCUCUGGCCAGCGGUGCGCCCCACUCCCCUUCAAUCAGCGGCGUCGCGCCGGCGUCACUCGCGGCUCAGUCUGCACGGGUGUAGGUCCAUCCGCUGCGACCCGACCCCAGCCGACAUCUGGCGCGAGCCGGCGGUGUCUGGUGUGAGCGGAGGACUGGACGCAGCAGACGCGGCUCUGUCCCACCACCACUGACCGGCCACAGCGGCGGCUGGCGGGGACCGGCUGCGUUGGGCAGCAGAGUCUGACUCAGGAGAGCAUCGAUCGACGGCGGGCAGAGUGCCAGUGGUGAGCGGGGCCCGUCGGAACCGGCGACACCAUGCAGGCGGCGUCAGUGAUUGCGCGACGGGUUGUCGGCCUGAGGGGCUGCACCCAGGUUCGAUGCCUGACCUCUGUCGUGAAGGAUUCUGGACUGCCGGACUUCAAUGUGGUCAACGAACCUCUGCUCAGCUACCUGCCGGGUAGCGCGGAGCUGCAGCAGCUCGAGGCGGCCCUACAGAAGCACGGCGCCACCGUGGCCGAGGUGCCCAUUGUCAUUGGCGAUGAGGAGAUUCGUACCGACCUGGUGCGCUACCAGCCGCGGCCUCACGACCAUAAAAACCCCGUGGCCAAGUUCUACCACGCCACCCCGGAGAUCGUGCAGAAGGCGAUCGACAACAGUCUGUCGGCGCGUGAGGCGUGGGAGAAGGUGCCCCUGUCGGAGAAGAUCGACAUCUUCCACCGGGCGGCCGACAUGAUGGCCACCAAGUACCGGCAGGACCUCAACGCCACCACCAUGCUCGGACAGUCCAAGACGGUGGUGCAGGCUGAGAUUGACGCCGCCGCCGAGCUGGUGGAUUUCCUCCGCUUCAACGCCUUCUUCGCCAAGGAGCUGACCAAGUACCAGCCCAUCAGCGAGGACGCCUCGGUCACUAAGAAUUCGAUGCGCCUGCGCGGCCUGGAGGGCUUCGUGGCCGCUGUGUCACCGUUCAACUUCACGGCGAUUGGCGGCAACCUGGCGUCCGCGCCGACACUCAUGGGUAACGUGGUGGUGUGGAAACCGUCCGACACGGCUAUCCUGAGCAACUACACGGCGUACCGGAUCCUGCGCGAGGCCGGUAUUCCGGCCGGCGUCAUCAACUUUGUGCCGGCGGACGGGCCUGUGUACGGCGACACGGUAACAGCGUCUCCGGAGCUGUCCGUCGUCAAUUUCACCGGAUCGGUCCCCACAUUCCAGCACCUGUGGAAGCAAGUGGGCAACAACAUCGCGCGCUACCGCGGCUUCCCGCGGCUGAUCGGCGAGUGCGGCGGCAAGAACUACCACUUUGUGCACCCGACGGCCGACGGAGCCACUGUGGCCGCGAGCACCAUCCGCUCGGCGUUCGAGUUCGGCGGCCAAAAGUGCUCCGCCUGCAGCCGGCUCUACGUGCCGCGCAGUCGCUGGGACGAGAUCCGGACUCUAAUGUUGAACAUUCACAAGGACGUCAAGAUCGGCGAUCCGACGAAGAAGGAGAACUUCUUCGGCGCCGUGAUUGACGAGAAGGCAUUCCAGCGCAUCAAGUCGUACAUCGACCACGCCAAAAACUCGCCGGAUCUGGAUAUUAUCGCCGGCGGAGGCUGUGACGACAGCACCGGUUACUUCAUCGAGCCCACGAUCGUGGUUUGUAAGAACCCGUCCGACAAGAUCAUGCAGGAGGAGAUCUUCGGCCCGGUGCUGAGCGUCUACGUGUACGAGGAUGGUCAGGAGGCGGCCACACUGGACCUGAUCGGCCGCUGUCCGUACGGCCUCACCGGAGCCAUCUACAGCCAGGACCAGGCUUUCGCCGAGUUCGCGCUGGAGAAGCUGAAGAUGACGUGCGGCAACUUCUACGUCAACGACAAGUCCACCGGGUCCAUCGUGGGUCAGCAGCCCUUCGGAGGCGGACGCAUCUCAGGCACCAACGACAAGGCCGGCGGGCCGCACUACAUGCUCAAGUUCUGCUCGCCCCAGGCGAUCAAGGAGACCUUCGUGCCGCUGCCGCACUGGAAAUACCCCUACAUGGAGUAGGGCCGGCGCCGUGCGUACCCUUCCAACAACCCAAGGAAGUCGUCAUCUGUCGUCGUGUGGUCAAGGAAAACAUUGCAUACGUUCAACCCCUGUCGAUUAUGUUUAAAAUUGGAUCGAUAUGAAAGGCCGUCUUUUAACUCGAGAUUAGGUAUAUGAAAUAUAAGACGUUUAGUAACGACAGUGCUACUUUUUAUGUCGAUCUAUUUCUUGUUUGUGAUUUGAAACAAUUCUGUCGACAAUGUUCAGUACUUGUUUGUCACUACAAAUUAUUUUUUUCAAAAUCGUCCUCUUCCUUGCCCGAUUUAUAUGGCCCGUGGGGUCUGGAGCAAAGUGUAAGAAGCCACUAGCUAGAUAUGUGUGCCGCUGUAAAAUUACAGGCAUUGUGGUGUUUUCAUUUUAAUACAGGCACAUUAAUAAUGUUUGUCUGAACUCAGACGUGUCUAGCAUGUCCGGAGUUCAGGGUUCAAGCGAUGUGUCAAAACGAUCGAAGUUGAUGCACCUGUCUAUAUUUAUUUGUAGGUGUUUGGGGGCUCCAGCUAUCUUCUGUCCAACGUACUAAUUGGUCAUUUUCGAUUUUCUGUUAGGUGCACUAUAUGUUAAUAGGAGUUAAUUUACGGAGCUUAUGAUAACUCAUUCAGUAUGGCAACGGGAACUCUAAAAAGCUGCCUUACUUCGCCAUUUAUUGAGCGUUUUGUCAACAGCUAACGUCCUUUUAUUGGUAAAAACGCAACUAGGUGUUCAGGUACAAGCUGAUUGUAGGUUUAUAUUUUAUUCAACCACGUAGAUAUCUAAGCAUUUGUAUCCGAUAGCUGCAGCCGCUUUUUAUCGGGCGUUCGAUGUGUAGUUAUUGUCAGUCCGGCCCUCUCUGUGAGCAUGGGCCGUGACGGCGGCGCAGAGCCCUGUGACGAAGCUGUAAACCGGUGAGGCUCGUGUCGCAUGGCAGUAAUGCAAACCCGUGGACUUUGUGUCAGACUACAGAGCUCAGAAUACAAACGCUGAGUAA
This is a messenger RNA of Amphibalanus amphitrite, 3100 nucleotides long. It is a transcript of the gene P5CDh1, whose product is annotated as delta-1-pyrroline-5-carboxylate dehydrogenase, mitochondrial-like. Gene Ontology annotation, cellular component: mitochondrial matrix. Gene Ontology annotation, molecular function: L-glutamate gamma-semialdehyde dehydrogenase (NAD+) activity. NCBI's taxonomy places the organism in Eukaryota, Metazoa, Arthropoda, Thecostraca, Balanomorpha, Balanidae. The transcript is spliced from 11 exons. The record is from RefSeq and is a predicted model, not a curated record. Bases 391 to 2097 code for a protein of 568 amino acids.